Durio zibethinus is the source of this 1165-nucleotide messenger RNA. The record is from RefSeq and is a predicted model, not a curated record. NCBI's taxonomy places the organism in Eukaryota, Viridiplantae, Streptophyta, Magnoliopsida, Malvales, Malvaceae.
AUGGCUAUAAAUAGCAAAAAUGGAACUGAUGCUGCAAAACUUCUACUAUCUUGUCUUAAUUCUUAUGUCUGUCUUUAUUUUACAGGAGAAGAUGAAAGUCAAGCUGCUACAUGGCAUGCUGUUGCUUCAUGGACGUGGGAUGCCCAAGAUGAAACAUGUGGAAUUUGUAGGAUGGCCUUUGAUGGUUGCUGUUCUGACUGUAAACUCCCUGGUGAUGAUUGCCCAUUGAUUUGGGGUGCUUGUAAUCAUGCUUUCCAUCUUCAUUGCAUCUUGAAAUGGGUGAAUUCACAGACUUCUCAAGCGCAUUGUCCCAUGUGCCGUAGAGAGUGGCAGUUCAAAGGCUAAUCAAUUAAUAAAAUUUUAACCAUUUUUGGUAGUCUGCUCAUGUCUUAGAAUACAUCCUUUUAACUAUUCUCAUUUUGAUCUACAUAUACUCUAGAAUCACCAGAUUUGAAUUUUGCUAUCGUGCUUUAUUUAAAGUGGACCAUGGUUUGGGUAUCUGCCAUUAUACACACUCCUCUCAGAAGAAAUAGUUGUCACUAAGAAUUUUGAGGGUCCAUUCGGAAGCUUGAUUGGAGGGCUCCCACCGUGCCGGAGGGUGUGUUUUAUGGCUGGACCCCCUCCAAUCGGGCUCCUACAUUUAUUGUUAGUCUCUGGUUUUGCCUUGUUUGUAGAACGGUCUUUCUCCAUGUGAUGAUUUUGUGUGCUUAAAGAAAGGUUCUAGUCUUGAGGUCAGCCUUUAACUCAUAUCCAAAGCAGUGAUCUUUCUAUUCUAUUUUGUGGUUAAUGAUAUUUGCUUCUUCUGUCUAACUGCAGAAAGGUAGUCUUCCUCAUUUAUUUGUUUGUAGACCGGAGAGUCUAGGGUUCUGGUUUUGACAGUAUGUGCCCAUUUCUCUUUCUCUCUCCCAAAACGAACGGAGUUCUAUAACAAAUUUAGCUACAUGGGAAACCAAUUCAAGUUUAGACAAAAGAUCAAAGUUUCUUCUCAUUAAGAUUAAUUUCCAUAACAAUGUUUAACUCUUACAUGAGAACUGCAAUGCUGAAUGCUGAUUGAAAACAUGAGGGUAGACUAAAACUGUACUUUUUGAAAAGAUGAAUAUAAUGCAUGUCCUGCUCAUCAAAUCAACGGAGGAACAUAAUAGCUGUAUAUACAUUUUUAAUGAAU